Messenger RNA from Leptinotarsa decemlineata (Colorado potato beetle), 4661 nucleotides. It is a transcript of the gene Nup188, whose product is annotated as nuclear pore complex protein Nup188. The record is from RefSeq and is a predicted model, not a curated record. NCBI's taxonomy places the organism in Eukaryota, Metazoa, Arthropoda, Insecta, Coleoptera, Chrysomelidae.
CGUUGCUGGCGUUUCUAAAACUAAUGAAAAUGAAAAAUGCAACCUGAGAGGAUGGUCGCCUGUCUACUCGAUAAAAACACUCCACUUUUCCCGCGCUGAGGAGUGGGAAUUCUAGUUGUUUAUUAUUCCAUGCUCCGGUAUAUGGUUAUGUAUAUGAUUUUGAAUGUUUAACUUGUAUCUUUUUAUGAAGUGUUUAAUUUUUCAAAUUUAAUGUGAAUUUUAGUAAAUAAAAAAUCGGAAUUCUCGGAAAUCUUGCAAAAAUGUCCAGUUCAGACAUUUAUCCAGUUUGGAAAAGAAUCUACCCUGUAAUUUGCGGAAAAAGUAAAAAUAUUUCACCAGCUACAGUGGAUGAAAUGCUGAAAUCAUUCAAAGAUAAAGCUGUUAAAGGUUUUCUAGAAUUCAAACCCUACACUAAAGAAAGCUUAGAAGCAUGGAAAAAACAAGAAGGGUUGAAAAACUUGACAUCCGAUGAAGAAAUGUGUAAUUUUAUGAAUAAGUUGAGCAAAGAACUGGAUUUAGAUGUGGAUGUUGCCUGGAUAUUACUUUGCAACUUCUUGAUGUUUGAAUACUUCGGAAAAGUGGAUGAAUUGACAAGUAUUGUGAAAUAUGACACAAAAUAUAAAUUCCUAAUAGAAUACAUUUGGUACUUUUAUACUUCAGAUCGAAUGUUUCUCUUAAAAACUUUAAGACACAUAUUUGAGAAUGUUCAUGGCAAAAACGAAGUUUAUUUUAAAGUGUUUGACAAUUUCAUCAAGUCGAUAGAUAUAAAUUUAUUAUGGAAAAACCUAGUUCAAAUAUUUGAGAAUCUCCUUGGAGAACUGGAUCGUGAAAAAGCAGAAUUAGUUUCAGAGGACAUAGUUGUUGAAUGGAUUCAUAGAAACAACCGGGAACAAGUAGAGGUACUACUUUUGCUAAUGCACACAUUGCAGCAUCGUAAAGUUGACGGUUCUGAGCUUGAAGAUUUACUUAUUAUUUUUAUAAGAUAUGGGUUUUCACAACACCCUCUUUAUCGAAAAAGCCUUAAUAUAUCACGAAAAAAGGAUUUAUUGGAAAUAAGGAAUGCUGAAAUAGCUCUGGUGCUGGUCAUCAUGAAGUCAUAUUGGAAUACACCUGGGGUAGCCAAAUUGUUGCCAACGCACAUUGAAAAAGAUUUAGAAGUGCUUGACCGUCAUGGAGAUAACAGUAUUAUAUUGUUUGCUUGGUCAGUCUUGAAAACUUCCAUUGGGGACAAUGAGGAAAGACACAUGAAUUAUUGUAACAAUGUUGCUGCAAAAUUAGUAGAAGAAAAAGUAUUUGAGUCUAUCCAAAGAGUGAUGACUCAUAGAAUGUUUUCGGACUGUAGAGUUGGCGAAAUUGUUAUUGAUGCUGUAUAUACACUAGUACUGGAAUUCACUAAAAUUUGUGCAGAUUUCUCUUACUUACAUGAGCAAGCAGGAGUUGGUAAAGUUACUGCCGAAUUGUUGAAAAGAAAGGGUAUGCCUGCUGUAGUAAGUUUGAGUCCUAUUUUUCAACUAUCGUUGGAAGCAUUUCCUUUUGUUUUUGAACCAUUUUUGGAAAUGUGCAAAUCUGUGCUGUUACUUCCUGAAAAAUACCAUGACAUAAUGAAGCUUUUGAGAUCGAUACCUGGUUUCCUAUCCGAGAUACCCUGGAAUGACCAUAGACGGAGUUUCAAUUUAGUUGGUGAUCAGAGGCUUUUCUCAAACAGUGACAGAUUUAUAGUUCCGAGUGGUACUGUCGUUGAAUGCUUUGCUUACCAGGGAAUGGAGUUUGCUAGGAUCCACUACUCAUUCAGUUUUUUUGCCUUAAUGGAUGAAUUCAUGACUUCACUCAGUUCUAUGACUUUUCAGAUUAGUACCAAACGGCAGUGCUAUGAAAAUUUAUCUGAACUGGUCAUAAUUGGCUAUAAGUUCAUAAAUCAUCUAUUGAAGCACUACAGAGGAAAUUUAAGAGAAGAUAAAGAUUUAAAACGUGUUGUGCAACUUAUUAACGGAGUACCUGUCUUGUUUGCUGAAGGUCAGAGGAAAAAUUUCGAGUUUAUAUUACUUUUUUUUGAAAUUAAUUUUACGGUGAUAACAAGGGAGUUGUUAGACUUUGUAGAGGCCUUUCCACCAUUGGUGAGGCAAACAUCUCUUCCUGCGCCUAUUACUCGCGACAGAACAAAUGCAGAAGUUUUUCAAGAUCUGAUAGAUAACCAUAGCUUGUUAUUCAAGUCUUUGCGAGAAGAAGAAAACAUGACCAAGCACACUUUACUUAUUCAGUACUUGCAAUUCAUAGACUUCUUGAUUGAGAAAAAUAUUUACCAUCAGGAAGCGCAAUUAGCAGGUGUAUGGUAUAUAAUAAAUUGUACAUUCAAUGUGUUCCAUCAUUGGAACUACGAAGAUCGCAGUGAAGAAAUAUCCAUUUCAAAAUUAUGUUUCUCGAUUUUUGGACAAGUACUCCAACGGCACUUGUCCAAAGUGACGGAUAACUCACUUAUGGUUUUUGAAAUGGUAUUGGAAGCUCUAUUGCACGAAGAAGUGGUCACAUCGAAUUAUGUAGCACUGUUUCUGAAAGACAAAUUCCAUUUACAAUGUUUGAUGGAGCAGGAGUCCAAUUGGAUGGGUGGAACUUGCGUAGAAUAUAUACAGAGCGUGCAGUUGCAGUUGGUGAUGGUGUUGCUUUUAUUCAAGCACAGGUCUAAGAGGCCAGAUAUUAAGACCACUCUGGACAAAAAGAUUGGCUUCAUCUCCAAAUCUGUAACUGCUUAUAUUCUCAAUCCAUACUCGAUUCCCCUGAAGAAAUUGGCUUGCCGAUUCCUGGAAUUUCUGGCAAGGGAUGAAGACAUUCCUUUAUUCGGGUACCUGGAGUUGGAUUAUGAUCAAGUUCACAGAUUAUUUUUGGACAGACUUCGAGAUUCCACUGAAGACAAUGAAUUGAAAAUAAAUAUCUUGGACUUAAUAAGUACUUGCAUUUUGCAUCAACAUGGAAUGACAGCGGCAUUUUUCAACGUAAAAAGAUACAGGAAGUGGUAUGAUGAAGUUAUGGAGAGGACUAUAUCUGGUGAUACAAUCACUGAUUUUAUGGUUGACUAUCUGAAAAAUAUAAAAAAGACCUGUGAGUACUUGAGGAGUCCUUUACAAGUUGGAGUCCUUCACAUAAUGGCAAAUCUUUGGGUGAGUCGAAGAAAGCAUUUGAUAGAGCAAGUCGUUUCUUUGGAGGGGUUUUGGCAGCUUCUUUCCGAACCCUUGUAUCAAGACAUUAAUCAUGCAACCUGUGUUUACACUCACAUAUUCAAGAUAUUUGGCUUACAACUUAUCAAUGAUGUCAACGAAAGUCUAUUCUUGUCUUGUGUAGAGAAGUUUGUUACCAACAGCAAACAGGUAAAGUCAUGGAUGGAAUACCUCUUGAAGAUAUUCACAGCGGACACUACCAACUUGGACGAAAUAGAAGAACGAAAAUCAAUGCUGCGAUCUUGGAUGGAGUUCAUCAUCAUGUUGGAGAGAACACCGGAAGUGAGAAAAUUUUCUCAAGAAACCAAGCACGAAUUUAUCAUGAUGACCAUAGAGGGUAUUCAAUAUUUUAUGGUAAACAAUCAUUGCAUGGAGCUCUGGACAAAUUUUACCCUGCUUCAAUUAUCCUACUGGGGACUAUCUUACAAAGAAAAGCAUUCUUUAAUUUGGAGAAAGGCCACAGCUAUGUUCGAGGUUUUCACAAUUCAUUAUAUCGAUCACGCCGAUAACGUGAGGCUAACUAUUCUUGCCAUAGUCCAGCUUUUCAUUGAGAAUCUGCAUAAACAUUUUGAACAAUCUACUGUUGAUUUGAAGCAGUUAUUGGAAUAUUUUGGCAUUAUGUUAGAACACGAAUAUGAGCUGAUUAAAGAUAGAUACGACAAAGAAUGCUACUUUGACUCAACUGCUAGAGAAAGACUAUUACCUUGGACAAUGUGUGUACGAACGGUUAACAGUUUGUUUGAGUUUGAGAAUCUACAGGAUAUUGCUCUGUGGUUCUCAUACAGGAAUUAUGUUCAGAAACUCUUUGGCUGCACUAUAGAAUUAUUUAAUCGCAGCCAUACUGUGCCACUCUCCAAAAUUACAUUGUAUAGCAUGUAUCUUUACAUGGAAUCCCCUUUGUAUCUCGACUUUUUGAACAUUGAUAUAAAGAAGUUUCUGAUUACUAUUGAAGUUCCUGUCACUGCUUUACUAUAUGGAAAGGACAAUAAGUUGAACAGCAAGCAGCUCGAAGAAGGAUGGACGAUUUGUACAUUACUGUUCAAGUUCGUAAAGAGAAUGUUGCAGUCCAUGAAGACGUCUGCUUUACCAAUCUUUUAUUCAUUUGUAAAAUUAUAUGAGCAAGUUUUCAUGCACAUUUUCCUAAUUCCUGAAACUACAGUGGGAUUGAAAGGUUUAGAUCUAUUGAUAAAUACUUUGCAGCUGUUUGAUGAAGUUAUGUCUAAUUGGCAAGUCGAGUGGUACAAAAAGUCGAAUGACUCUUAUAAUUUCGUACUGGGUGGCGUUAAAAAGAUUAUCAAUGGCUGUUUGUAUACGCUUUUGAGACCAAAAAGUAUCAAUGUGUUCCUGUCCGAUAAAUUUUAUAAUCUGGUUCAAGUUGAGAAAGUUCCUGUUGAUCUCAUGGUUUCAAUAAUGAAUAGUGUGCUCGUCGACAUAACUCAGAUGUACUUAUAA